AUGUCAGAAUAUCGUGUAUGUUAUGUUUGUGGCGGCACGGCACCUAAACUUGGCGAGAAUUAUGUGAUCAAAGGAAGCGGUAUCUACACGUGUGAAAAGGACAGGCAAUGGUUUUAUAAAAAUGCUAAUUUAAGGAAAUCACAAAACAUCGCCAGUCAUACCGGUACUACAAAUGGCUAUCAUUUGCCAGAAUUUCAACCAAUACAAUUAGCAAAUUGCAGUGUUGGCAAUGACCAGGGUCAGCAAUCAGCCAUAACUAUGCUAACUAUUAAUGGAGACCCGGCUCAUUCAUACAUCCAGCCCAAUAAUCCAAUUACAAAUAAUGGCUAUAAUUUUGCCGUAAAUUCAAACUUAACACCGACUGUGGGUCCAAACAACCAGAUACUACAACCAGUUGCCGGUCCCACGACUACAAUUCCUUCAAAUAUCACUAUUUUGGGCUCAUAUCCAGAAAGUGUUAAUACGCAAAAUGAUUUAUUAGCGGAAAUGAUGGCAGAUAUUGAUAUGAUAUUUAUCGACGAGAUAGUAGACAAUGGGACAGAGAAUUUGAAUCGCAAUCAAGACUUCACUCAACAAUCACCGCAAACAUCAGUUCAUAAUACUAUGGCAGUUGAGUCCUAUCAGACAGCACCAGUAGCUCAGUCGGCAACCUCUGGAUCCACUCAAACCAUUGCACACAAUAAUACAAUUGCGAGACAAACAGACACUUCAGAUGAUCACACCAUCGAUGAUAUGAUAUACUCAUUAGUUAAUAAAAUUAACCUGGGUUUGAUUACCACUAAUGACGAGCCAUUAUUAGGCAAAAUGAAAGAAAUUCAAGUGAAUGAGAAUCACAACAAAAUAAUAGUCGAGGAGAUUAGGCGCGAGUUAAAGAAACCAGGUAGACUUAUACAGUUCCUGGAUAAGACUGGACUGCACCGGGAGGCUAUUGGUAUGGCUGAGAUGUUCCGCAUGGAGGAGCCCUGGCCAUACACUAAUGGCAUGGAUUUAAAGGUUAUAAACGCGUCAAUACUGCGAUCCGGGAGUUCCCGAUACUUCCCUAUGAACUCCAAUCCCAGGGGUCGGGCUAUUGUUUUUGUGACCGUCGAUGGCCUGGACGUCGAGAUAAUGAGAUGGAAAUCCAUUUUCGGACAGUUAGGCUUCCAAUACGAGGUGUAUCGAGAGGCCCCGUGCUCUCAGAUAAGGGAUGUGCUAUUGGGGGUGUCGUGUCAGCGGUUCGUCGCCGACGCCCUGUUUGUGAUGGUUAUCGGCCGGGGAUUUGAUCAGAAGAUCUACGGUUACGGCAAACGCGACGUCGAUAAUGAGAUGUCGUUCACAGAAAUUGUGGACAUAUUCUCUUCUAAUAAUCUUAAGAGUGAUACUCUGAACCGACUGGCGGAUGAGCAUGUAAUAAAUGUCAUCCACGGGAAGGGUGAGAAUUAUGUGCCGAAAGGCAGUGGUGUCUACACGUGUGAAAAGGACAGGCAAUGGUUUUAUAAAAAUGCUAAUUUAAGGAAAGUUUGUCCAAAAGGGGAAAUGGAUGUAAACGCUCCGGAAAAUUGUGACAUAAGUGUGUGCCCGGCCUGUAAGCUACACAAUGUUAGCAAUGACCAGGGUCAGCAAUCAGCCAUAACUAUGCUAACUAUUAAUGGAGACCCGACUCAUGCAUACAUUCAGCCCAAUAAUCCGAUUGCAAAUAAUGGCUACAAUUUUACCGUAAAUUCAAACUUAACACCGACUGUGGGUCCAAACAACCAGAUACUACAACCAGUUGCCGGUCCCUCGACUACAGUUCCUUCAUAUUCCACUAUUUUGGGCUCAUAUCCAGAAACUGUUAAUACAGAAAAUGAUAUAUCAGCGGAACUGUUAGAUAUGACGGACAUUGAGAUGAUAUCUACUGACGAGAUGGGAGACAAAGGGAUAGAGAAUCUGAAUCCCAAUCAAGACUUAACUCAACAAUCACAGCAAACAUCAGUUCAUAAUACUAUGGCAGUUGAUCAGUCGGCAACCUCUGGAUCCACUCAAACCAUUGCACACAAUAAUACAAUUGCGAGACAAACAGACACUUCCAUUGAUGACACCAUCGAUGAUAUGAUAUUUACAUUUGCAAACAAUAUUAACCUCGGAUUGGUUUCCACUAAUGGCGAUAAAUUAUUAGGCAAAAUGAAACAAAUUCAAGAAAACGAAAACCACAACAAAAUAUUGGUUAAGGAGAUUAGGUGCGAGUUAAAGGAGCAAGGUAGAUUGACACAGUUCCUGAAUGACACUGGACUGCACCAGGAAGCUAUUGCUAUGGCUGAGAUGUUCCGCAUGGAGGAGCCCUGGCCAUAUGGCAAGGAUUUAAAGGUUAUAAACGCGAAAAUACUGCGAUCCGGAAAUUCCCGAUACUUUUCAAUGGACUCCAGUCCCAGGGGUCGGGCCAUUGUGUUUGUGACAGUCGAUGGUCUGAAGGGAGAGGUGGACCGAUGGGAGUCCAUCUUUAAACAGUUAGACUUUCGGUGCGACGUGUAUGAGAAGGCCACGUGCUCUCAAAUAAAUGAUGUGCUGUUGGGGGUGUCGUGUCAGCGGUUUGAUGCCGACGCCCUCCUCUUCCUGAAUGACACUGGACUGCACCAGGAAGCUAUUGCUAUGGCUGAGAUGUUCCGCAUGGAGGAGCCCUGGCCAUAUGGCGUGGAUUUAAAGGUUAUAAACGCGAAAAUACUGCGAUCUGGAAAUUCCCGAUAUUUUUCAAUGGACUCCAGUCCCAGGGGUCGGGCCAUAGUGUUUGUGACAGUUGAUGGUCUGAAGGGAGAGGUGGACCGAUGGAUGUCCAUCUUUAAACAGUUAGACUUCCGGUGCGACGUGUAUGAGAAGGCCACGUGCUCUCAAAUAAAUGAUGUGCUGUUGGGGGUGUCGUGUCAGCGGUUUGAUGCCGACGCCCUCCUCGAGAACCUCAACAAAUUGAAAACAUAUCACUAA
Messenger RNA from Oppiella nova, 2937 nucleotides. NCBI's taxonomy places the organism in Eukaryota, Metazoa, Arthropoda, Arachnida, Sarcoptiformes, Oppiidae. The record is from the annotation of a GenBank genome assembly.